This is a messenger RNA of Eublepharis macularius, 1554 nucleotides long. Its product is annotated as zinc finger protein 34-like. NCBI's taxonomy places the organism in Eukaryota, Metazoa, Chordata, Lepidosauria, Squamata, Eublepharidae. The transcript is spliced from 4 exons. Bases 1 to 1554 code for a protein of 517 amino acids. Gene Ontology annotation, molecular function: DNA-binding transcription factor activity, RNA polymerase II-specific; RNA polymerase II cis-regulatory region sequence-specific DNA binding. Gene Ontology annotation, biological process: regulation of transcription by RNA polymerase II. The record is from RefSeq and is a predicted model, not a curated record.
AUGGCUACCGAAGAGCGAGUUCAGGAACCUGCCACCUUUGAAGAGGUAUCAGUGAAUGUCAUUGAAGAAAAGGAGUUCCCUCUGGAUCCUUAUCUGCUUGCUCUCUCUGGAAACAAUAUACAGCAGUAUUGCACCAUGCUGUCCUUGUUGGAAUUUCAGAAUUUCAAGCCUGAAAUGUGUUUGCAAACAGAGCAAGGUGACAUACCGCUCUCACUGGUCACGGUUGUAGAAGAAUUUGAGGUUGCAUCAUGGUUGUAUGAAGGCAAUGAGUCAGUGCCAUUUGAGCCUCUGCCGCAAGGAAGCUCUGGGCCACAGGUGCGAAUCCAUUAUGAUUUUGUGCUCAACUCGGAAGGAGACAUUCUCCAGGGAAGCCCCUCCAGCUGUUUGACCGUUUCCAAGCCUGAACAGGGAACUGAUUUGCAGACAAGUGAGAAUGAGCCUGUUGCCUCUGGGGAGCAUCUCAGUAUGUCCUCUAGGAUACAGAAUGUUCAUCCUGUGGAGCAAGGGCUGAUGGGAUAUUCAAAUGCAGCUUUCCUGCAGAAGGAAGGCUUUGGGCUGCCAAAUGAGGUGGAUUGUACUGCAGGACAAGAAAACAUAGGGAGAGCUUCUGAGCAGAAUAAUGCUCAGAAGACGAGUGGAUUAGAUCUGCUUCUAGAAAAUGGUUUGAGAACUACAGGAUGUUGCCGUGAUUCUAGUGCUGGGGAAGUCUCCAUCAGCUGCAUAACCCACCAAGGGGAGAGAAAUCAUUCCUGCAACAGCAGUGGGGAAUGUUUAAAUGAGCGACUGUCUUCUGUGGUCCAUGAGAGAUCUUGCGUUGGAGAGGCACUAUGUUCAUGCCCCAGCUGUGGAAGCCCCGUUACCCACCAGCCAUCCCAUACUAGAGAGAAGUUGUCCAAAUGCCCCAGCUGUGGACACCUGUUUAGCUGCAACACAAUGAGCACUGCUGAACACCACCAGGAGACUCCUACUGAUGACUGGGAGAGACUCUUCCACCAGCUGGACCUGAACUGCCAUCCCAGUAACAAGGAGAAACGCUUUCACUGCCCCGAUUGUGGGAGAGGCUUUGUUCACAAAUCAAGUAUCCCCAGGCACCAGAAGAUUCACCGGAAAGAAAACCUGUCCCAAAACACAGAGCAAGACAAACGCUGCAGUCCAGAGGCGCAGUCUGGGAAGAAACCCCUUUCCUGUCCCAAGGAUGGGUCGAGCUCGACUGCCAGAAACCAGGAGAAGCAUGCCGCCCUGUGCGACGUGUGCGGGCAAAGCUUCUCUGUGGCCUGGAAGCUGGACAAGCAUCUGGCCACUCACUCUAGAGAGAGGCCCUUCUGCUGCUCCCAUUGUGGGAAAGGGUUUGUAGGCAAGUCAGUGUUGAUUAGGCACCUGCUGCUGCACCAGCCACAGAAGCCCUUCCAAUGCCUUUACUGUGACAAGGGCUAUAUUCAGAAGAGCCACCUGAACAGACAUCACCAGAUUCAUCACAGAAUGUAUGGACAAAGCAACGAAAGAUGUGUUGUUAGCGUCAGCCUACCUCAGGCAGAUGUUGUCUCCACUGUUUAA